GAAGUGAGGUUUGAAAACUGAGUUGUGAGAGAACCACUGAACAUGGCAUUUGAGAGAUUGAGGUAAGUGAGUGCAGUAAGAUUUGCUAAUCCAGUUGGUAUCUUCGAAAAAGUGAAGUUAUUGAAGCUCAGAUCAAGGUAGCUGAUAUGAGUAAGGGAAAAGAGAGAAGGAAGGAUGGUACCUGUGAUGGCAGUAAAAUUGGAGUCAGAAGUGGAAACAAGUUCUGAAUUCAUGUUAACUAUAACCCUUUCUGGAUUGGGGUUUCGAAGGUCCAGUGUUGUGACAUGCAGUGAAUCUGAACAACGGAUUCCAUGCCAACUGCAGCAGUUUUGGCCUUGCCAUGAAGACAGUCGAUUUGAAGGGUCUAAAAGAUGAGAUUUGAAACUCAACAAUAUCUCACUUUCAGCUUCAUAGCAGGCAUUUGUUGCUGAGAGGUGGGAGAAUAACAAGAAUAGCAAGGGGAAAAGGAUAAUGGGUACCAUGACUCUCAUAUGGCCGUUUUUUUAUCAGUCAGUUAAAGACCAGCGAUGACUCGUAUGUUGCCGUUGGAUUCACGCAGAGGUGAAAGUCUCUGUCUUUUGAUGGAGAAGUCCCUUUUCUCCAAGCCGUGGUCACUGGUCUGAAUUGAGGUGGGCUGAGACUACACGUUUGUUCCUUUUUCUGAUUACCGGGGAGCUUCCAACUUAGAAUUACAAUUUAUUUCCAUUGCCUAUUUUCAAAAAAAGUAUUACAAUUUA
Molecule: messenger RNA, 737 nt
Organism: Rubroshorea leprosula
Lineage: Eukaryota; Viridiplantae; Streptophyta; Magnoliopsida; Malvales; Dipterocarpaceae
Source: the annotation of a GenBank genome assembly